Fraxinus pennsylvanica is the source of this 756-nucleotide messenger RNA. The record is from the annotation of a GenBank genome assembly. Lineage: Eukaryota; Viridiplantae; Streptophyta; Magnoliopsida; Lamiales; Oleaceae.
AUGACUUCGUAUCUGCGUCAAAAAUUCCAGUCUUUCCAAAUUGGUUCAUCAGACGUAAAAGAAGACAGCUUAGAAGAUCAAGAAGAGGUAGAACGCAGUAAGAUUGGAAUCAUGAGAUCUUGUGUCGAAGCUCAAGAUCCCUCCGCUAAGGAAGCUGAUGAUUUUAUGAUCCGUAGAUUUCUCCGAGCUCGUGAUCUAGACGUUGAAAAGGCUUCAGCUAUGUUUUUGAAGUACCUGAGUUGGAGGAAAGAAUUUGUUCCAAAUGGUUUCAUAUCACCAUCUGAAAUUCCAAAUGAUCUUGCCCAUGAUAAGUUAUUUAUGCAAGGACAUGAUAAGACUGGACGCCCAAUAGUACUUGUCUUUGCUGAACGGCAUAAGCCCACGAGUGUGGAAGAGUUUAAGCGUUAUGUCACUUAUACCCUUGACAAAAUUUGUGCUAGAAUGCCCAGUGGACAUGAGAAGUUCACUGCCAUUGCUGACCUAGAAGGAUGGGGAUACGCUAACAGUGAUAUCCGUGGAUACCUAGCUGCUGUCUCAAUUUUGCAGGACUGCUACCCAGAGAGGCUAGGCAAGAUGUUCAUAAUCCAUGCUCCUUACAUAUUCAUGACUGCAUGGAAGAUGGUUUACCCAUUUAUUGACAAAAAUACGAAGAAGAAGAUUAUCUUUGUUGACAAUAAAAAACUACAAUCGACCCUGCUUCAAGACAUUGAUGAGAGUCAACUUCCAGAAACAUACGGAGAUGAUAACAAGUAUUAA